This is a messenger RNA of Annulohypoxylon truncatum, 702 nucleotides long. RefSeq lists its product as uncharacterized. The transcript has 2 exons. The record is from RefSeq and is a predicted model, not a curated record. NCBI's taxonomy places the organism in Eukaryota, Fungi, Ascomycota, Sordariomycetes, Xylariales, Hypoxylaceae. Gene Ontology annotation, biological process: RNA processing. Gene Ontology annotation, molecular function: RNA binding. Bases 1 to 702 code for a protein of 233 amino acids. Gene Ontology annotation, cellular component: nuclear exosome (RNase complex); cytoplasm.
AUGGCGCAAGCGCUCGCAAUCCCCGGCCAGCUGUUGGGAUCGGCGGAUCAGUACGUCGCGGGCGCGGGCACGCAUAUCCACGACUCGAACCUGUACGCCUCCGUCCUGGGCACUGUGAACGUCGUCGGCGCGCAGGCGCAGGCGCAGCAGCAGCAACAACAACAGCAGCAACAGCAGGUACAAGGGCCCCAGAAGCGACUGACUAGGAUCACGGCCUUGGCUCAGGGACGAAACGAGGACGGCACCAACAACAACAAUAACAGUAGCGGUGGGAAGGCCACGAUCUCGGUGUCCCGGUCCGGCGUGGCGGAGAAGCGCGAGGUGCUCCCGGAGGUGGGAAACGCGGUUCUGUGCCGCGUGACGCGCAUCACGCCGAAGCACGCCAACGUCGCGAUACUGGUCGUCGGCGACACGGUGCUGGAGGCGGAGUGGGCGGGCAUGAUCCGCGUCCAGGACGUCCGGGCCACGGAGAAGGACCGCGUCAAGAUAUACGAGAGCUUCCGGCCGGGGGAUAUCGUGCGGGCGCAGGUGAUCUCGUUAGGUGACCAGGCGAAUUAUUACCUCUCAACCGCGAGCAACGAACUUGGCGUCAUCAUGGCUACGAGCGAGGCAGGGAAUACGAUGUACCCCGUCAGCUGGAAGGAGUACAAGGACCCGGAAACUGGUCUUAGCGAGCCUCGGAAGGUUGCUAAGCCAUUCUGA